Diaporthe citri is the source of this 852-nucleotide messenger RNA. RefSeq lists its product as uncharacterized. Lineage: Eukaryota; Fungi; Ascomycota; Sordariomycetes; Diaporthales; Diaporthaceae. The transcript is spliced from 4 exons. The record is from RefSeq and is a predicted model, not a curated record. Bases 1 to 852 code for a protein of 283 amino acids.
AUGGCGCCGGAAGCCGAUCCUCACACAGUGGCACCCAGGGACGAUUACAUCUUCAGCCGAGACUUCCUGGACAUCAACCGGAUGAACCUGCUGCACAGUCUUUGGGUCAAGAUCUUCGGCUAUGUGAUUCACCCAAAGAUUCCCAAAGACGGACAGGAUCUGCGAGUGGCAGACAUCGGCACCGGUACGGGUAUCUGGCUGCUCGACGCCAGAGACUCGAUUAGCCCCUCCGCCCGACUCGAUGGUUUCGAUAUCUCGCUCGAUGGCGUACCCCCGGCCGAUACGCUUCCUUCAAACGUGAAGUUCAGGCACUGGGACCUGAAGGAGGACUUGCCUGAGGAUCUUGUCGGCGUGUUUGACAUCGUCCAUCUGCGCUCGUUGUCCUUUGUUCUGUUGAAUGAUCAGGUUCCAGCUGCGGUGGAACGAAUCGUCAAGAUGCUUAAGCCGGGUGGUUAUAUCCAAUGGGGAGAGCCCGACUUUGAGUCGAUCCGCACGGACAAGACCAGUCCGGAGAUCAAGACAGAGGGUCUAUCCGAACUGCACGAACUGUUCUCUAUCCAGGAUCCACGUGCAAAGCCAACAUGGCUCGCUGGUCUACCCGCCACCUUGUCGGCAGCGGGUUUCGUCCAAGUGGAAGUGGACAAGAGCGACCCGCCUCCGCACAUGGCGUUUGUUCUACACGAGUGUGGGCUGAUAAUGUAUGAGAUAUUCCGCCGCAAGACGCAGAACGAGAAGGUACGACAGCAGCUCGGUCGGAUUCUGCCCUUGGCAGUUGAGGAGACGAGGCAGGGGGCUUACACAACCGCUGUGCGGUGGACCGUGAUUGCUAGGAAGCCUGUUAGUGAGGCUUGA